AGCUCCGAUACUGUACGUCAUCGGCGUUACUAAAAGACCUCCAUAAGCGCAACGUGAUUGGCGUCAUCUCCAAAUCCGACCCCUCAUCCGCAUCUCCGUAGCUCCCGUCGCCCCUCGCACCGCUCUGGUCUCGGCUCCUCACGGCCUGGGCAUUGGCUCCUCUUGACCGACAAGUCCCGGCACACGACAACACAGGGCAACAGCACCAUGUCGCUGUCGCUACAAAAGACGCUCUUCUCCGUCUCACGGGCCGCAACCAAGUCCCGGUUCCAAAGAUCAACCCUGCCAGUCGUAUUAUCGCUGUCGUUGUCGUGUUCCCGCCUGGCCUCAACAAUGGCUCCCAAGGUCUCUGGCCUCAAAGACCCCUCCCUGUUCAAGCAGGAUGUCUGCUAUGUCAAUGGCGAGUGGGUGAAGGCAAAGUCUGGAAAGACGUUUGAAGUCAAUGACCCAGCUACGGGCAAGUUCAUCGGCACCUGCCCCGAGUUCUCUAAAGAAGACACGCAGACGGCCAUCACCGCCGCCGAGACGGCCUUUGAGAGCUUCCGGAAGACGACGGGCCGGGAGCGGUCCAAGCUACUGAGGAGGUGGUAUGACCUCAUGGUCGAGAACGCCGAGGACCUCGCCACCCUCAUUACCUGGGAGAACGGCAAGCCCAUGGCCGACGCCAAGGGCGAGGUCACGUACGCCGCCAACUUCUUCGAGUGGUUCAGCGAGGAGGCCCCCCGCAUCUACGGCGACACCAUCCCGUCGUCGACGCCCGGGAACCGCGUCUUCACCAUCAAGGAGCCCGUCGGCGUGUGCGCCCUCAUCACCCCCUGGAACUUCCCCGCCGCCAUGGUCACCCGCAAGAUCGGCCCCGCCCUAGCCGUCGGCUGCACCGUCGUGUGCAAGGCCCCCGGCGAGACCCCCUACACGUCGCUCGCCCUGGCCGAGCUGGCCCACCGCGCCGGCGUGCCCAAGGGCGUCGUCAACUUCAUCACGGCCCUCGACAACACGCCUGCCGUCGGCGAGGUGCUCACCACCGACCCCACCGUGCGCAAGGUCUCGUUCACCGGCUCGACGCCCGUCGGUAAGCUGCUCAUGAAGCAGUGCUCUGGCACGCUCAAGAAGCUCUCGCUCGAGCUGGGCGGCAACGCGCCCUUCAUCGUCUUCGACGAUGCUGACGUCGACCUGGCCGUCGCCGGCGCCAUCACGUCAAAGUUCCGCUCCUCGGGCCAGACUUGCGUGUGUGCCAACCGCAUCUACGUUCAGCGCGGCGUCUACGACGAGUUUGCGCAAAAGUUCGCCGCAAAAGUGCGCGAAUUCUCCGUCGGCAACGGCUUCGACGCCGCCGUGACCCACGGCCCGCUGAUCCACCACCGCGCCCUCGACAAGGUCGACCAGCACGUGCGCGACGCCGAGGCCAAGGGCGCCAAGGUCGUCGUUGGCGGCCACAAGAUGCCCGAGCUCGGCCCAAAUUUCUUCCAGCCGACGGUGCUGACGGGCAUGACGGGCGACAUGGCCAUGGCGGCCGAGGAGACGUUCGGCCCCGUGGCCGGCCUGUUCCCUUUCGACACCGAGGACGAGGUCGUGCGGCUGGCCAACGCCACGCUCGUCGGCCUGGCCGGCUACUUCUUCUCGCGCGACCUGCACCGCGUCUUCCGCGUCGCCGAGCACCUCGAGGUCGGCAUGGUCGGCGUCAACACGGGCCUCAUCUCGGACCCGGCCUCGCCUUUCGGCGGCGUCAAGGAGAGCGGCUUCGGUAGGGAGGGCUCCCUCUACGGCAUCGGCGAGUACCAGACCACCAAGAUGGUCACGUACGGCGGGAUGGGCCUGCCGCUUCAGACGUGAGCAUGGCAAGUCAGGGGCUAGGGUUAUGGUCGGAUGUCAACCUGUGUGUCUUGUUCGGCAAUGUGAGAAACUGGACCAAGUCCAGAACGGUACCAAAAGUGAGAGCGAAGUCUUAUUUUAUGACGCAUUGAACAUAUAUUUAUAUACCUACCUCGGGUCGUGGGUGCUUAUUCAGUCACAUUUAUCUGAUAACGAGGCGAGGUGGUGGUGCAAGGCGUUGUUUGUCUGAAAGGUUGAAGUUUCAAAAUUGUUCAAAAUGAAAAUUGGUUAUUGGUUGAAAUAGCAUGCCAUUAGAGGGAUAUUGUUUCAUCGCUUUUAUCCGUACUUAUCUACCUAACCAUGUGAGCGCCAUGUUCUCUAGGCUUGGUCCUCUACAUACUUCCCUGGGCGUGGUUCCGAAAAGUAAGAAACGAAUAAUAAGGACGAAAACCGUG
Messenger RNA from Lasiosphaeria miniovina, 2264 nucleotides. RefSeq names its product Aldehyde/histidinol dehydrogenase. The transcript is spliced from 4 exons. The record is from RefSeq and is a predicted model, not a curated record. Gene Ontology annotation, biological process: GABA catabolic process. Gene Ontology annotation, cellular component: cytoplasm. Bases 208 to 1830 code for a protein of 540 amino acids. Gene Ontology annotation, molecular function: succinate-semialdehyde dehydrogenase (NAD+) activity. Lineage: Eukaryota; Fungi; Ascomycota; Sordariomycetes; Sordariales; Lasiosphaeriaceae.